AUGGGUCCAUGGACCUUGAUCAUCUCCUCCGCCGUCUUUGCUCUUUUGAGCUGGUUGGGCUAUCACAUCCGGAGUGUGAUCGUGGACAACUGCACCCAUUGCGACACGGGAGAAGGAGGUCAAGAUCCCCAGAAGUCCUUUGAGGGCUAUGCGGAGCGCGCAGAGCAGUGGAGCCGCGGGGAACUCCCCGAUUGGGAUGUGGCGGUGAGUGGCCCCGCAUCGAAGGCCGAAGCCGAUGAGCUGAAGCCAUUCUUUGACUGGCUCGGCUCUUUCCUGUCUUCUCGGAACAUCAGCUCCAUAGUGGAUGUGUCGUCGGGACACUGGCCCUCCGGCUGGCAGAGGGGCGUGACAUGGUCCGGCCAGGACUACACCGGCUUGGACAUCACUCCGAAGAUGAUCGAAGAUAACAGAGCCUUUUUCAAGGACAAAGACCCCCAGCAGUACGGAUUGCGGUCUGUGACUUUCGAAGUCGGAGACAUGCUGAAAGAUCUGCCGAAGGCGGACCUCCUCAUCACGAAAGACACGAUCAUCCACAUUCCUAACUGGGCCAUCUUAAAGUUCUUGGAGACCAACGUCAACGUGUGCCCCCCGCGGUACAAGGAAGUCUUGUUCAUCCAUGACCGUCCGCCGUACUGGAAGUUCCGUUGGGGAGCAGUGCCGCUUGUGCGCCACAUCGUCAGGAACUGGGAUUGCCCAGGGUUCUCAGAUUUCCACGAGAUCGACCUAAGGGUGGCGCCGUACCACCUCGAUGUAGUCAAUCUGUUCGAGUUCAACUCAUCCACGCGUGCGGAUCGGGUAAUGGAUAACCCAAAAGUGGUUCAGUACCUGAAGACUAGCUGUCCGGGUUCAUGA
Symbiodinium sp. CCMP2456 is the source of this 852-nucleotide messenger RNA. Lineage: Eukaryota; Dinophyceae; Suessiales; Symbiodiniaceae. The record is from the annotation of a GenBank genome assembly.